AUGGCGAAGAUCCUGCUUCUGGCCGGGGAUUUCGUGGAGGUUCUGGAGGUGUUCGUACCGUUCCAGGCCCUCCAGGCCUUCGGGUUCCAGGUCGACGCCGUAACCCCGGGCAAGAAAAGGGGAGACACCGUUCGCACCGCCGUGCAUGACUUCGAGGGGGAUCAAACGUACACCGAGAAGCGCGGCCACAACUUUACACUGAACUUCGAUUUCGACGAGGCCCUCACCAGGCUUGACACCUACGAUGGCCUGGUCAUCCCCGGUGGGAGAGCUCCGGAAUACCUGCGCCUCAACCCCCAGGUCCUGCAGAUCGUGCGCCACUUCUUCGAGCGCGACGCCCCUGUGGCGGCCAUCUGCCACGGCAUCCAGAUCCUGAGCGCUGCUGGGGUGCUGAAGGGUCGCACCUCCACUGCCUACCCCGCCGUGGCCCCAGAGGUCCGGCUGGCGGGGGGCGAGUUCAGUGAGGUGGAGGCCACGGAGGUGGUCGUCCAGGGCAACCUCAUCACGUCCCCUGCCUGGCCCGGGCACCCCAAGUGGCUGGCUGCCUUUGUCAAGGCGCUGGGCUACAACGUGAGCAAGGCGUGA
Auxenochlorella protothecoides is the source of this 585-nucleotide messenger RNA. RefSeq names its product Intracellular protease 1. Lineage: Eukaryota; Viridiplantae; Chlorophyta; Trebouxiophyceae; Chlorellales; Chlorellaceae. The transcript is spliced from 4 exons. The record is from RefSeq and is a predicted model, not a curated record. Bases 1 to 585 code for a protein of 194 amino acids.